GAUCGUCGUCGACGGACGUCUGCGAGUAGGGCCUAACCCCACACUCGUGUUCGAUAAGGUCUUCGUCGGCGGCUCUAGUCAUGGGACUUUGAAAAGCUACGAGUUGACGUGUCUCGGUUAAAGCAUUGGAAAUUCCAAGGAACUUUCUAGAAUGAACAAAGAAUAUUCUUUUUGAAUGUUGUCAAAGUCAUUGUAAGCAAUGAUACAAACAAGACUUCUCGCAUCUGUGGGUGACAUUUCUUAGCUAUUAAAACAUUUGUAUGUCUUUUUAUAUUAAAUUCAACGAUUAUUUAUUUGCAUUUUGGCAUUGAGAAAUGCCAGCGCCAUCCCCGACCCUCUCUAGCUUGCCAGAAAUACCUAUGUGUGAGAAAACGGAAGUUAAUGAUACCGAUUCUCUGCCCCCUUGGGCCAAAAUCACACUUACAUCUGCAGAAGCUGAAAUCGAAAAGCUGAUCUCACGAAAUGAGUUGAAAGACGCAGAGGUAACUUACUUCUGUCAAGUAGAACCAAUUCUUCAAGAUGGGCCACAGUGUGGUUUAGUGGCGCUUUCCAUGGCAUCGCAAGAAUACACAAAACCAGUUUCUGUGAAUCAACUUCUCGCUGAAGCUCGUGUUCGAGGGUUUACACAGCAUGGAGAAGUAUACAGUGUCGAUUUCAUGGGGACAUUGGCUGCGGAAUAUUUACCUGAUCAUAAACCAGAUAUUUUAGUAGAUUUACAACAGUGUCCAGACACGUUAACUCAUGCUUUAGCACAUGGAGCAAUGGUGCUAAUACCAUAUGAUUCUGACUUCAAUCAUGCUCCAUGUUUAAAAAAAGGUCAUAAAGCGCAUUGGGCAUUGCUUGUGGGUCUAAUCUCUUCCAGGUAUAAUUUAUAG
This is a messenger RNA of Trachymyrmex cornetzi, 875 nucleotides long. RefSeq names its product UPF0692 protein C19orf54. Bases 315 to 875 code for a protein of 186 amino acids. The record is from RefSeq and is a predicted model, not a curated record. Lineage: Eukaryota; Metazoa; Arthropoda; Insecta; Hymenoptera; Formicidae. The transcript is spliced from 3 exons.